GUUAAAGUCAGGGGGCGUGGCUUAUUCCACCCCGCCAGAAAUAAAGCUUGGCCGGUUGUGAACUUUCUCCCCACUCACACCAGUGCAGAGACAGACAGAGGCCUCUCACAGACGAGGACAAGACCAAAGCGGACAAAAUGGUUAAAGUCGGCAUCAAUGGAUUUGGCCGUAUUGGGCGUCUGGUGACCCGUGCUGCCUUCCACUCCAAGAAGGUGGAGGUUGUGGCUAUCAAUGACCCCUUCAUUGAUCUGGAUUACAUGGUGUACAUGUUCCAGUAUGACUCCACCCAUGGAAAGUUCAAGGGAGAGGUCAAGGCUGAGGGUGGCAAACUGGUCAUUGAUGGACAUGUCAUCACAGUUUUCAGCGAGAGGGACCCAGCCAACAUUAAGUGGGGUGAUGCUGGUGCUGAGUAUGUUGUGGAAUCCACUGGUGUCUUCACCACCAUUGAGAAGGCCUCUGCUCACUUGAAAGGUGGUGCCAAGAGAGUCAUCAUCUCUGCACCCAGUGCUGAUGCCCCAAUGUUUGUCAUGGGCGUCAACCAUGAGAAAUACGACAAGUCCCUUAAAGUAGUCAGCAAUGCAUCUUGCACUACCAACUGCCUGGCUCCUCUGGCCAAGGUCAUCAAUGAUAACUUUGUCAUCAUUGAGGGUCUUAUGAGCACUGUCCAUGCUAUCACAGCCACCCAGAAGACUGUUGAUGGUCCUUCUGGUAAACUGUGGAGAGAUGGCCGUGGUGCCAGCCAGAACAUCAUCCCAGCCUCUACUGGUGCUGCCAAGGCUGUGGGUAAAGUCAUUCCUGAACUCAACGGGAAGCUGACUGGUAUGGCUUUCCGUGUCCCCACUCCCAACGUGUCAGUGGUUGACUUGACUGUCCGUUUGGAGAAGCCUGCAAAAUAUGAUGAAAUCAAGAAGGUGGUAAAGGCUGCAGCUGAGGGCCCCAUGAAGGGCAUUCUGGGAUACACAGACCACCAGGUGGUGUCCACAGACUUCAAUGGAGAUUCUCACUCCUCCAUCUUUGAUGCAGGUGCUGGAAUUGCCCUGAAUGAUCACUUUGUUAAGCUGGUGUCAUGGUAUGACAACGAGUUUGGCUACAGCAACCGUGUCUGUGACCUGAUGGCCUACAUGGCAUCCAAGGAGUAAAUGCCACCUAUCUGACAACUUGGUUAUUCUCCCAACUGACUACAAACUGCUUGAAGUGCCAUGCUUUGUUGUAGACCAAUUAUUUUUUUAUAUGGGGGGGAAAAAGCCCUGUUCUGUUUGUGUGAGGCUUAAUUCAAAAUGAAUUAAAAUAUUGAAGGCAUCAGUCUGCAAAAACUUGUGAUGGAAUAAAAGUCCUCUGUGAGAGAA
Pangasianodon hypophthalmus (striped catfish) is the source of this 1346-nucleotide messenger RNA. It is a transcript of the gene gapdh, whose product is annotated as glyceraldehyde-3-phosphate dehydrogenase. Gene Ontology annotation, molecular function: oxidoreductase activity, acting on the aldehyde or oxo group of donors, NAD or NADP as acceptor; NADP binding; NAD binding. NCBI's taxonomy places the organism in Eukaryota, Metazoa, Chordata, Actinopteri, Siluriformes, Pangasiidae. The transcript is spliced from 12 exons. The coding region runs from base 138 to 1139 and encodes 333 amino acids. The record is from RefSeq and is a predicted model, not a curated record. Gene Ontology annotation, biological process: glucose metabolic process.